Messenger RNA from Saimiri boliviensis boliviensis (Bolivian squirrel monkey), 946 nucleotides. It is a transcript of the gene IMMP1L, whose product is annotated as inner mitochondrial membrane peptidase subunit 1. NCBI's taxonomy places the organism in Eukaryota, Metazoa, Chordata, Mammalia, Primates, Cebidae. Gene Ontology annotation, molecular function: serine-type endopeptidase activity. Gene Ontology annotation, cellular component: membrane; mitochondrial inner membrane peptidase complex. The record is from RefSeq and is a predicted model, not a curated record.
UUACGUAAGGACGUUCGACUUCCGUGGAGCCCAGGUGAGAAAGGCCCACCUGUGUCCUGGUUGAGGGUCUUCAGGGUUCUUUGGGGCCAGAGGUAAAGUGUAUAGCAGAGAUACUGUGAAGGCUCUCCUGGACCUGCUGGUAUUCCAGCUGCAUGAUUGAAGGAAUGAAUACUAAAGUCAUACCUACACAAAGGGAAUUCCUCAACCUGUGGAUUCCUGAAAUCAUGGAUCACCCACAUACGCUUUGAGACAUGCUUCAUUUUUUUUUUACUGGAAGCCCUGUGACUUCCCUAAAAAUUGAAUGAAUUAUAGAACAGAUUUACGGCCAAUGGUGGCAGAGUCUACAUAGAACUAUGCUUCGUGGUGUUCUGGGGAAAACGUUUCGACUUGUUGGCUAUACUAUUCAGUAUGGCUGUAUAGCUCAUUGUGCUUUUGAAUACGUUGGUGGUGUUGUCAUGUGUUCUGGACCAUCAAUGGAGCCUACAAUUCAAAAUUCAGAUAUUGUCUUUGCAGAAAACCUUAGUCGACAUUUUUAUGGUAUCCAAAGAGGUGACAUUGUGAUUGCAAAAAGCCCAAGUGAUCCAAAAUCAAAUAUUUGUAAAAGAGUAAUUGGUUUGGAAGGAGACAAAAUCCUCACCACUAGUCCAUCAAAUUUCUUUAAAAGCCAUAGUUAUGUGCCAAUGGGUCAUGUUUGGUUAGAAGGUGAUAAUCUACAGAAUUCUACAGAUUCCAGGUACUAUGGACCUAUUCCGUACGGACUAAUAAGAGGACGAAUCUUCUUUAAGAUUUGGCCUCUGAGUGAUUUUGGAUUUUUACGUGCCAGCCCUAAUAGCCACAGAUUUUCUGAUAAUUAGUAAGCAUUUAUUCUUUUGACUUGUCUCCUGUUAAUGUGAAUUUAUUACUCCUGUUGAAACCAUGUACUUACCAAUAAACUAUUUGCUAUUCA